CAGUCUGAGCCUUCCACGAGGCCAGGCCCCUACCUACGCCGUCAGCCUCCCCUGCAUGGGGCCUUAUAGCGAUUCCCGUCUGGGGCCCCCGGAUGCAGAGCGGUCCUCGCAGCCCCCCAAGAGGAGAAAGAAAAGAUACCUGCGGCAUGACAAGCCCCCUUACACCUAUUUGGCGAUGAUCGCCUUGGUGAUUCAGGCCGCACCCUCCCGCAGGCUGAAGCUGGCCCAGAUCAUCCGUCAGGUCCAGGCCGUGUUCCCUUUCUUCAGGGAUGACUACGAGGGUUGGAAGGACUCCAUCCGCCACAACCUUUCCUCCAACCGGUGCUUCCGCAAGGUGCCCAAGGACCCUGCGAAACCUCAGGCCAAGGGCAACUUCUGGGCCGUCGAUGUGAGCCUCAUCCCGGCCGAGGCGCUACGCCUGCAGAACACCGCCUUAUGCCGGCGUUGGCAGAACCCGGGCGCGCGCAGAGCCUUCGCCAAGGACCUGAGUCCAUACGUGCUGCAUGGCCAGACCUACCGACCGCCCACUCCCCAUACGCCACCCAGCGAGGGUUUCAGCAUCAAGUCCCUGCUAGGGGACCCCGGGGAGGGGGCAUGCUGGCCCCAACAGUCCCAGCAGCCUGGACAGAGCAGUCCAACUCAGGCAGGCAUAGGGUGCAGUGGGGAGGACCUGGUGGUGCCCACUCCACACUUGCCCUCCUCUGAGAGGCUUCUGUGGCCCCUCUGCCCCCUCCCAGUGCCCACAAGAAUGGAGGAGGAGACUUCCCAGGGGGCAAUCAUUGGGCCUCGCCUAUCCCCAGAGCCCAGAACCUGGCCCUUGCACUUCCUGCAAAGUACCUCAGACUCUGGGGGAGUGUCCAGUGGGGGAUGCAGGGCCUCCCUGUGGGGACAGCUGCCCACCUCCUACUUGCCCAUCUACACACCCAACGUGGUAAUGCCUUUAGCCCCACUACCAUCCACUUCCUGUCCCCGGUGCCCACCUUCAACCAGCCCAACCUACUGGGGGUGGGCCUCUGAAUCCCAAGGGUCUCCAAGGCUGCUCUGGGAUCUAGACUCUCUCUUCCAGGGAGUACCACCCAACAAGAGCAUCUAUGAUGUGUGGGUCAGCCACCCUUGUGACCUGGCUGCCCCUGCUCCAGGUUGGCUACUCUCCUGGUACAGCCUCUGA
Molecule: messenger RNA, 1168 nt
Organism: Sciurus carolinensis (gray squirrel)
Lineage: Eukaryota; Metazoa; Chordata; Mammalia; Rodentia; Sciuridae
Gene: Foxh1
Product: forkhead box H1
Biological process (GO): regulation of DNA-templated transcription
Molecular function (GO): DNA-binding transcription factor activity; sequence-specific DNA binding
Source: RefSeq, a predicted model, not a curated record